AUGAAUCUCCUCUCUCUCUCUCUCUCUCUCUCUCUCUCUCUCUCUCUCUCUCUCUCUCUCUCUCUCUUCCAAAUCUAUUUAUUUUUCAGUUUUAACUUUUUUGGUCAAUUCGUUCGUUUUGAAUCCGUUAAAAUAACUACAUUGGAGAGAAGAAAGAAAAAAGCCGUUGCAGGUAUUUCCAAUUCGGGAGAUACCACAAUGGCUUCUAGUUCUAAAGGAUCCUCUUAUCAAUAUGAUUAUCCAGUAGAAAAAUUUAAAACUUGUGAUUCUGAUUGUGUAAUAAUUUGUAAAUUUUCUGUUUUUUUUUUUUUUUUUUUUUUGCCUCCCACUCUUCUUUUUCCUCUUUUUUUUUUUCUCUUUUGUUCUUUUUUCCGUUUUUUUUUUUUUCUUUUUUCUUUUCUUUCUUUUCUUCCUCUUCUGUUUAUUUCUUUUCUUCCUCUUCUGUUUAUUUCUUUUCUUCCUCUUCUGUUUAUUUCUUUUCUUCCUCUUCUGUUUAUUUCUUUUCUUCCUCUUCUGUUUAUUUCUUUUCUUCUUCUUCUGUUUAUUUCUUUUUUUUUUCGUUCUUUCUCCUCUGUUUAUUUCUUUUUUUUUUCGUUCUUUCUCCUCUGUUUGCUUUUUUUUUCUUUUUUUUUUUCUCCGUUCUUUCUCCUCUGUUUUUACAGGUUGCUUAGCUUACUUUUUUAUUAUUUCAUUUCUUUUGCUAUUUUGUAA
This is a messenger RNA of Acanthosepion pharaonis, 711 nucleotides long. The record is from the annotation of a GenBank genome assembly. Lineage: Eukaryota; Metazoa; Mollusca; Cephalopoda; Sepiida; Sepiidae.